Molecule: messenger RNA, 1943 nt
Organism: Amphiprion ocellaris (clown anemonefish)
Lineage: Eukaryota; Metazoa; Chordata; Actinopteri; Pomacentridae
Gene: b3glctb
Product: beta 3-glucosyltransferase b
Exons: 18
Coding region: 120-1709 (529 amino acids)
Cellular component (GO): membrane
Molecular function (GO): acetylglucosaminyltransferase activity
Source: RefSeq, a predicted model, not a curated record
AGCUCCGCACUAACGCUCAGUGCAGCCGAGCAGCCAGUUGAGGAAUGUAGCAAACCGGCAAACCGAUUCCUCCGGUUCGCCAUGAAAACACGGUGAAUAAGCCAGCAGCCCCGGGAGUCAUGUCACAUUAUAAUGUACUUAAUGGAUACAAACUGGUCGCUACGCUUCUUCUUCUUUGGUUUGGUGCAGCUGUGCUUGGAAAUACACGAGGUCACCAAACUCUGGGUCAAGAUCAAGGCGUGAUAAAUUAUCCUGAAGUAGCAGCAGCAACAACUCUAAUAGGAAGCAAAGGCAAUGUCAGCCAAAAAGCCAGCAAAGUCGUAAGAAGAGCCUUCUCUGCUGCAGACAAACACACAGAUCCGUCUCAUGCAGCACAGCACCAGGAGCAAACUGCCCACAGCUCUGUUGGGCUGGACGAGCUGGUUAUAGUGAUUCAGAGUCAGAGGAACUCCUAUCAUGCCCGUCGUGGAGGUCAGAGGAAGGUGGAGAUUCUGCAGCAGGCAGCUACCCUUGGGCAGGGAGUUCCUGUUAUCAUUCUCCUCCAUGAGUUGUCAGAGUACGAAGGGGUCUGGAGUAUCCUCCCUGCGCUUCCACUUCUGUCUGCCUCUUAUGGCCGACAAGCAUCUUGGUUUUUCUUCAUAGAGGAGGAAACCACAGUCACACUGGCUGCUGUGCUGCAGGUCCUCAGCAGAUAUCAAGUCCAAGAGGAAUGGUUUUUGGGUCGGCGUCUCCAUGACAACGAGGCCUCCAUCAUCCACCACUAUGCCUUCUCUGAGGAUCCCAUUUCGUUUGGUUAUCCUGACCCGGCAGCAGGCUGGGCUCUCAGCGCUCCACUGCUGCAGAGACUUGCAGAGCGGCUCCAGCACGAGAAUCUCAAGUCGGAUUUUACCAUCGACUUGAAACAUGAGAUUGCAUUGUAUAUUUGGGAGGAAGGAAACGGUCCAAAGCUGACGGCAGUUCCAGAGUUUUGCACAGAACAGAGAGACGACUGUGCUACAACGUUUACGACCUACCUCCCCAACUGUGGGGACCCAGUGUUGAAGAAAGAUGUUUUCGUUGCCGUGAAAACUUGCCGAAAAUUCCACUCGGAGCGAGUGCCAGUGGUGAAGGCAACCUGGGAGAAAGACGCUGGGCUUUUAGAGUAUUACAGCGACGUCCCUGAUGCCUCCAUACCGACUAUCAGCCUGGGAGUUCCCAACACUGAGAGAGGACAUUGUGGGAAGACAUUUGCCAUCUUGAGGCGUUUCCUGAGUCAAACUCUGCCGAAAGCUGAUUGGCUGCUCAUUGUUGACGAUGAUACUCUUAUCAGUUUACCUCGACUGCGACGACUCCUGCGCUGCUAUGAUCCGACAGAAGCAGUGAUCCUCGGGGAGAGAUACGGCUAUGGCUUGGUUCAGAAAGGAUAUAGCUACUCCACAGGAGGAGCAGGGAUGGUGCUCAGUAGGACGGCUGUGUCCAGGCUGCUUUCCUCUGGUUGUAGCUGCUACAGUGACGAUGCUCCUGAUGACAUGGUGCUCGGCAGAUGCUUCACUGCCCUCAGGGUUCCCAUCACACACAGUCCACUGUUUCACCAGGCCCGACCAAAUGACUACCCCGAGACUCUGAUCUCGAUGCACCAGGCCAUCUCCUUCCACAAGCACUGGAACAUAAACCCCGUGGCCGUCUACAGAGACUGGCUGCAAGACGCACAGCCACGAGAUGAACUGUGAAAACACUGUGUCUGUUCUCCUCCUGACCUACCCUCUAGAGAAGUUCCUGGUCAUUGUUUUCCCCUUUAGCAAUCUGCGGCCAAGCAAACUUCAGACAGGGGCCUAAACCUGGUGGCAUUCCUGGUGAUCGUCUUCUCCCACUCCAGCAUGUUUUACUCUAUCUACAAAACUGGCAUCAAUGCCACAGACCUGAGGAGCAGACUGCCCAGAGAUGUAGCUGUGGCCAGCAGGUUC